ACGAGACUGUCGACUACCCAUGUCUCUGCCUUCUCGUUACUGGCGUUCGUUCGAACUAGUGAAGUACUAUCCAAAGUCGGUUAUUUUAUUAUGUGCACGAAGAGUCGAGCAAUUGGCAGGAACAGAAGAGAAGCCACCUGGCAGGUGGAUUCGCCGCCUGAUGGAAAAGACGUCAGAGGGAAGGCAAAAGGGCAAUUACAGGUAUCUUUACCACGCACUGCCUGCGUCAGAUGUAGCAACAAGGAUGCGUGACUUUAUCAGUGCAGGCCGAGAAGAUGAUGCAUAUGCACUGUUUUCCAAACUGAAAGAGCAUGGCCAUAAACCACCACUGGAGGCUUAUCAUGUACUGUUGGAUCUUUGUGUACAUCACAGAGAUAUAGAGGCUGCUAAAAUGACAGUUGCUAACAUGAAACAAGUUGGUCUACAAGCUGAUCAAAGGUCAUUAGUGAAAGUGAUGUGUACGUAUCUGAAAUCAGAACUGUUCACUGAUGUACUGCCCCUUCUUGAGUCAGUGGAAAAAGAACUAGAUAUUCAUGCUCAGAGAGACACAUUUGUUCAUUUAAUGAAAUGGGCUAAUAAGUGUGGACUAAGCAGCACAGCAUUAAAGGUGUACGAUGCAGCAUCACGCUGGAAUAGCCGAUUGCAAUAUCACAGUGAUUUGGUGUUUGAACUGAUUCUGGCUAAUGCUCAUAUUGGAGAUACUAAACAACUAAGAGCUUUUGAUCAGGAACUUCAACUGAGACGAUAUGAUCCAAAAGUCUGGAGUGCAUUAGCAAUUGCAUAUGCUGACAGUCGCCAUCUUCUUUUUGCUGUAGAGCAAAUAAAACGAAUGAUUGCUGUGAGCUAUGUGCCUACAUUUGAGUGUAGUGGAGCUGUAUUGAAUGCUUGCCUUGCAGCCAGAGACUUGGAUACAGCAUGUCAGGUUGUCAGGUUGUUAGAUGGUCCUCACUAUCACACGUUUAGUUAUGAUCGUUAUGCACCACAAUAUUACAACGCACUUCUGCAACUACAGAUUGCUGCUCAUAAUGCUGUUCAACAAGCUGGCAGUAGGUCGUCAUCACUAAAGCAGUCACUGUCUCGACUUCUUCAACCAAAUCAUUACUACAGAGGAAUCAUACGAACAAAUAGAAACAUGAUACCUGACACAACAACUUUAGAGGCUUUGUUUUAUCUUGGAAUCAUUAGAAGAGACUAUGAGGGGGCUGCCAGUGAUGUUCUUACAACUCUUAUGGAAUGUGGUCACGCACCUUCGUCGUCUUCGUUGUUUAGUUGGACAGAGAGAGUGACAUUUCUUUCAUUUUAUCAAGCAAUGACAGCAGCUAAGAAAACACUGGAUUUCAUAGAAAGAACGAGAGUGAAACCAACAUUAACUGAAUGGAGUCAACUGAUGAAGUUGGCGUUGAAAAUUAUUGACAAACAACAAGGCAACGUAGAAGCACAUGCAGCAGCAUAUGUGAGCUUUAUACAUAGAUACAUGAAUGAUUGUGGCAUUGAUCACUCUGUUGAUUCAAAUUGUACCAUACUGAGUGUUCUCUCACAGAGUGGUGCUGUUGGUCCCUUGCUUCAUCGUUUGAGAGUGAUAAGUAGUGAAGGCAUGACAUUAGACAAAGACAUAUUUGCUGUAGUCAUUGAUGGUUUGCGGAGAGCCAACAAGCCACCUGCAGCAAAGGCCGCCAUUCAUAAUGUCUGGCGUGUGAUGAUGAAGCUGGGAGUGGAUCCAUCACUGGAGACAGUGAACAAACUGAUUGAAUGUUGUGGUCAGUGUGGUCAGCUUGAUCGAGCUUUCUAUUUCUUUAAUAUUCUCUCUAAUAUCAAUUUGGAAGCAGACAUGCAGACGUUUGAUAGUCUGAUAAAGGUGUGCUUGAAGUUAAAGAGGAAUGACAAAGCCGAUGAAGUAUUUGAUAUAAUGCAAAAUCAAGGACUAAUGGAACGUUCUGGGACAUGAUGUUGUUUACUGUUAAUUAAUUAAAUGAUCUAUAUAAAUAUUAAUAUUUUUAUUUAUUUAUUUAAAAUGUGGGAGCUGUUGAUUUUUAAUAACAGUUGUAAUAGACAGAGGAAGAAAAUUAAGAGAAGGACUUCAGUAUUGUUAUCA
Molecule: messenger RNA, 2092 nt
Organism: Corticium candelabrum
Lineage: Eukaryota; Metazoa; Porifera; Homoscleromorpha; Homosclerophorida; Plakinidae
Exons: 15
Coding region: 20-1945 (641 amino acids)
Molecular function (GO): protein binding
Source: RefSeq, a predicted model, not a curated record